Molecule: messenger RNA, 1251 nt
Organism: Closterium sp. Naga37s-1
Lineage: Eukaryota; Viridiplantae; Streptophyta; Zygnematophyceae; Desmidiales; Closteriaceae
Source: the annotation of a GenBank genome assembly
AUGCCUCGUGCUCGACAGCCCCGGAGGAAGGGGAGGGAGGGACCGGGGAAGACCAGAGACAAGGACACGGGAGGCCAUGCCUCGGGCGGGCAGCAUGGGUCGGGCGGGCAGCAUGGGUUGGGCGGGCAGCAUGGGUCGGGCGGGCAGCAUGGGUGGGGCGGGCAGCAUGGGUUGGGCGGGCAGCAUGGAUUGGGCGGGCAGCAUGGGUCGGGCGGGCAGCAUGAGUCGGGCGGGCAGCAUGGGUCGGGCGGGCAGCAUGGGUGGGGCGGGCAGCAUGGGUUGGGCGGGCAGCAUGGGUUGGGCGGGCAGCAUGGGUUGGGCGGGGCAGCAUGGGUUGGGCGGGCAGCAUGGGUUGGGCGGGCAGCAUGGGUUGGGCGGGCAGCAUGGGUCGGGCGGGCAGCAUGGGUUGGGCGGGCAGCAUGGGUCGGGCGGGCAGCAUGGGUUGGGCGGGCAGCAUGGGUUGGGCGGGCAGCAUGGAUUGGGCGGGCAGCAUGGUUGGGCGGGCAGCAUGGGUUGGGCGGGCAGCAUGGGUUGGGCGGGCAGCAUGGGUUGGGCGGGCAGCAUGGGUUGGGCGGGCAGCAUGGGUCGGGCGGGCAGCAUGGGUCGGGCGGGCAGCAUGGGUUGGGCGGGCAGCAUGGGUUGGGCGGGCAGCAUGGGUCGGGCGGGCAGCAUGGGUUGGGCGGGCAGCAUGGGUUGGGCGGGCAGCAUGGGUUGGGCGGGCAGCAUGGGUCGGGCGGGCAGCAUGGGUUGGGGCGGGCAGCAUGGGUUGGGCGGGCAGCAUGGGUUGGGCGGGCAGCAUGGGUUGGGCGGGCAGCAUGGGUCGGGCGGGCAGCAUGGGUCGGGCGGGCAGCAUGGCAUGGAUUGGGCGGGCAGCAUGGGUUGGGCGGGCAGCAUGGGUUGGGCGGGCAGCAUGGGUUGGGCGGGCAGCAUGGGUUGGGCGGGCAGCAUGGGUUGGGCGGGCAGCAUGGGUUGGGCGGGCAGCAUGGGUCGGGCGGGCAGCAUGGGUUGGGCGGGCAGCAUGGGUCGGGCGGGCAGCAUGGGUUGGGCGGGCAGCAUGGGUUGGGCGGGCAGCAUGGGUUGGGCGGGCAGCAUGGGUUGGGCGGGCAGCAUGGGUCGGGCGGGCAGCAUGGGUUGGGCGGGCAGCAUGGGUUGGGCGGGCAGCAUGGGUUGGGCGGGCAGCAUGGGUUGGGCGGGCAGCAUGGGUUGGGCGGGCAGCAUGGGUUGGGCGGGCAGCAUGGGUUGGGCGGGUAG